AUGUUUACAGGAAGUGACAUGCCAAAUGAUCACGCACGCAGUCAGUCUGAAGAAGAGGUACCUAUAACAAUGCAAAGUAACGCAGAUUUCAAUGCAGUGCAACAGAAACUUGCUGUCAAGAAACCCUUCUACAAGGGAAUAUUCAAGUACGUACUUCGUUAGGCUUUUGGCUUGUCAAUGCCUAUUAAAUGGUGUUACUUGGUUCACUAGUGUCUAGCUUGGGGGUACACCCUUCUCUCCUCUCUCGCCGCUAGGGGAAUAACCCAAGCAGUGAAGAGCGAGGACAGACGGCUGUAUUCGCGGGCUUUUUCUGGCUGUUUCCGCCUUGUCUGGUAGAUAUACGCCCUUAUAAUCUGUUCUAAACUCUUUUCAAAGAGUUCGCCAUGCAAGGUGGCAGGUGAAUACCUUGAAUAAUCUGGUAAUGGUUCAGGACCUACACUUCACAAGAAUCUUUCUCUUUCUGAACCGCUGCUCGUGGGGGUGGACUCGUUGAAGCGUGGAUGCCUGAACCUGCCAACAUAUCCCAUCGCUGUCCAUCGCUUGGGGCGUUUACAAAAUUCCGUGUUGUGAUCUGGAGAAAGGUGAAAGUGGCAGUUCAUAAUGUCAGGUGGAAAUGGCGCACAUCCCCUUGUGAUCAUUUGUGGUCAGCAGCUUUGAUUGCUAACAGCUGAAGACGGGUGGCGUUCUUCUUCUUUUACCAGCCAUCUUCUGUAAUUUACCACUAACGGUCUGGAGGAAAUUACUUUCCCUUGAUCUUAUGCGUAUUUUGAGUAUUUUAAGAGGUGACAAAGUCAAGCAUUUUAUCUUUACUCACUUUUCAGGACUGGAAAAGAAAGGAAAGGCGAUAACAAUUUAUCAGACAGCGAUGGCCUUUUCUUCAAGCACACGUAUAAUAGAGAAGUACUGAUCGAUUUUCCCCCCGAGCAGCGUACUCGACAGGUUGUCAAUCACUACGGGCAAGAAAAACCCUCCGAACGCGCGAAUAGGCUGCUGACUCGCAGCAAAAAGAAACACGAUGUCAGGAACAAAGGCUACGACGAAGAAGGACCAGCUAAGAUGUUGAACGUCGGAAGAGUAACAGUAACUGCGCCUACUAGGGUUUAAUACGCAUGACUUUUUGUCAGGUACUCGUGAAUUUAGAUUUGGAACUCGUGAUAGUUGAAUACAAAGUAGAUUGACUGUUUUCGCUCCAAAAGAUUUUGCGCUCUUUGUUUUUAAGAAAUCAUUUACAUCACCACGAAACUGUGAUACUAAGCUUAAGCUUAAGCAAUAGCUAAUGAUAUUCAAGAACUUGCAGAGCCUUUUUAUUUUUGUCUAUAUGUCCUACGAAAAGUCCUCUUGAAAUUGUAAAUAAACCAAAAACAAUUUCUUUUAUUAAUAUAGUUCUUGAAGCCCAGAGUGAACGAGGAAUAUUUUGAUGCCUUUCAUCAACUUGUAAUUUCUUACACGCAAAAAAGUUUCAGUUCUCGUUAUUGUCUUGUCCUUUCAUCGUUUUUCUCCGGGCUUGUCGAGUCUUAGCGAUUGUACUGCAGAAACCCGUUUACUCGAAGCAUUGUCGUCCUAAAUGUUCUAGCGAAAAAAUCUGAUUUGUAUGGACGGGAUUUCUAGCUAGUGGUUAGGGUUUUACAGUGUACUUCAGUUUCAAUAGAGCGGUUUUCAUUUGAGUAUCGUAAAACCAAAACCAAAGUAAUUACUCUAGCCAAUCACAAAGGACACAGACAAAACAGUGAACCAAUUAAAA
Molecule: messenger RNA, 1741 nt
Organism: Porites lobata
Lineage: Eukaryota; Metazoa; Cnidaria; Anthozoa; Scleractinia; Poritidae
Source: the annotation of a GenBank genome assembly